CUCUAUCUCAGAAUAUUCGCCUUUCUUUAUCAUUUUCGUUCUUUCUGUUUGUAGAUUUUUCACAUUUAUGGAAAAUAAGUAUCAUUCAAAUCAUAGAAAUGUGCGUAAACUAUUAAAAAAUAGCAUCUGUGUAAAAAAAUAAACACAAACAGAAAAAGUAGGGAAAUAAAAUAUUGCACGCAGAAAAGUAAGCAGUUUCGAAGAAGGCUGAUUUUGUAUCCCCCUGCCCGGUGUUCGAUUGUUCGACAAUGUCUUCCGAGUUGAAAAAACUUUCAGAGGAAUCCCUUUUACAGCCUCCAGAAAAGGUUUUCGACAUUAUUUGUAAACUCGGCGAAGGUAGCUAUGGGUCGGUGUACAAAGCUUUGCACAAGGAAAGUAGUUCAAUUGUGGCCAUUAAAUUGGUGCCGGUGGCGUCCGAUCUACACGAAAUCAUCAAGGAGAUCUCUAUAAUGCAGCAAUGCGAUUCGCCGUAUGUGGUGCGCUACUAUGGUUCCUAUUUCAAGCAAUACGAUCUGUGGAUAUGCAUGGAGUAUUGUGGUGCUGGCAGUGUUUCCGAUAUAAUGCGACUUCGCAAGAAAACACUCACUGAAGAUGAAAUAGCAACCAUACUCUCCGACACAUUGCAGGGAUUAGUGUAUCUGCAUCUACGACGCAAGAUACACAGAGAUAUAAAAGCAGGAAAUAUACUUCUCAACACAGAGGGCUAUGCUAAACUGGCAGACUUUGGGGUAGCUGGUCAGCUGACAGAUACAAUGGCUAAACGAAACACUGUUAUUGGCACUCCAUUUUGGAUGGCACCAGAAGUAAUUGAGGAAAUUGGUUACGACUGUGUAGCAGAUAUUUGGUCGCUAGGUAUAACUGCAUUGGAAAUGGCAGAAGGCAAACCGCCAUAUGGUGAUAUACAUCCAAUGCGUGCAAUUUUCAUGAUUCCCCAAAAGCCACCACCGUCUUUCCGUGAACCUGAUCGAUGGUCAGCAGAAUUUAUCGAUUUUGUUAGCUUGUGCCUGGUAAAAAAUCCCGAUGAACGUGCCACUGCUUCCGAUCUGUUGGAGCACGAAUUCAUUCGCAACGCAAAACCACGCAAUAUACUGAAACACAUGAUCGAAGAGACUUGCGCAAUACGUGAGCAACAGCGCGCAAGUAGAACGGGAGGUAUGAGCCAAGCAAAGAGCUUAGCCACACAACAGGAAGAGCUUUUGCAAGAAGAUGAGCCUGAAUUUCAGGCAGAGACUGUAAAAACAUUUAUAGACGAUCCGGGUACUUUAGUGCCGGAAAAAUUUGGUGAAUAUCAGCAGGCGUCGGGAAGCGAUGCCACUAUGAUAGCGCACGCUGAGGAUAGCGGAACGCUGGGACCUGGAGGACGUGGAUUGGGUGUUGCUGGUGGUGCUGAUGCAGCAGCCGGUAGAGGUGGCGAUUUGACCGGUGGGGCAGACACCGGCACUCUCAUAGAGUUGGAAUCGAAUUUAGGCACUAUGGUCAUAAAUUCGGACUCCGACGACUCAACCACAACCAAACGCAACGAAUUUAAUAAACCACGCUAUCGCCCCAAAUUUCUCGAUCACUUCGAGCGUAAGAAUCCGGGUGAUGCGCUUGUGCCAACACGCAUUGGUGACGAUUUGGAAAAGUCGACUAAUUUUGGUGUAUCUCCAUCGGGUGUCGGUGCCGAUCAGUACCAAACAAAUACACAGCAGCAGCAACAACAACAACAACAGCAACACCAUUUAAUGCAGUCACAACUAAAUCAUACAAAUUCGAAUGACACAAACUGGGAGAGCAACAUGGAAAUGCAAUUCCAACAAAUUUCUGCUAUCAAUCAGUAUGGCCUUCAACAGCAUCAGCAUCAUUUGCAGCAACAACAACAACAGCAACAAGCUGCAGCCGCAGCAGCUGCAUAUUAUGGCCAUCCGCUGGUUAGUGACCAUCACUUACUAGCGAUAAACAAUCAACAAAAUCUAUUGCGUAAUCAGCAGCAACAACAACAACCGCAACCACCCGCCUAUCAGCAACAUCAUCUGCACACCCAAUCCCAUAGUUAUGUGGAUGGUGAAUUUGAAUUUUUAAAAUUCCUCACAUUUGACGACCUAAAUCAGCGGCUAAAUAAUAUUGACUCUGAAAUGGAGAAAGAAAUCGAAGAGUUGAAUAAAAAAUACAAUGCCAAACGACAGCCAAUUGUUGACGCCAUGAAUGCAAAGCGAAAACGUCAGCAGAAUAUCAAUAAUAAUCUCAUUAAAAUUUAAAUAAACCAACAGGACGUUUCGAAAAUAAAGGGAGAGAGAGAGAGAGAGAGAGUGAGAGAACUUUAACGCAAAGAAGAUCAAACAUCCCAUAUGCGAUCAUGUAAAACCACAACAAAGACUUUUCUGUUUGUGUUUAAGGUGCAUUAAAUUGACUAUUUGUUUCACUCAAUAAUCAAUAAAUGUUCAUUUGUAAUUUAA
Messenger RNA from Anastrepha ludens (Mexican fruit fly), 2435 nucleotides. It is a transcript of the gene hpo, whose product is annotated as serine/threonine-protein kinase hippo. Gene Ontology annotation, biological process: protein tetramerization; protein phosphorylation; intracellular signal transduction. Gene Ontology annotation, cellular component: cytoplasm. Lineage: Eukaryota; Metazoa; Arthropoda; Insecta; Diptera; Tephritidae. Bases 249 to 2237 code for a protein of 662 amino acids. The transcript has 2 exons. The record is from RefSeq and is a predicted model, not a curated record. Gene Ontology annotation, molecular function: ATP binding; protein serine/threonine kinase activity.